AAACAUUAUAGGGGCUCCCUUGAAUGAUCACACUUACUGCUUGGCUCGGUAGUAAUUCUCUCCAGAGUCAAUAUGGCCAGCCAUGGAAUCCCCCGCUAUAGUGUACAGACCGAGAAGUCCGAAGAAGUUCGCCAACAGGAGCUCCGCAAAAUUGAAAAUUACCGUCAGAUAGAUCAACAGGUUCGAGAGAAGGUGGCGGAGCAUCAAUAUACACCAGAAACCCUGCAGAAAAUAUCCGAGUUGUUGAGCAAAAACCCGGAGUACUACACAGUCUGGAAUCAUCGGCGACGAGUUCUACAGCAUGAAUUCGCACAGGCAGUGGCGAGUUGUGUCGAGGGAUCUGCAUCAGACCGGGUCGCAGCACUGAUCAAGGAUGACCUACAGUUCUUGAUUCCCCUCUUGCGAAGCUUUCCUAAAUGCUAUUGGAUAUGGAACUAUCGCAUGUGGCUUCUUGAGGAAGCCAAGCGACUACUUCCGCUGCCGGUAGCGCGCCGGUUCUGGCAAGAAGAACUCGGGCUUGUUGGCAAAAUGCUUAGCCUCGACAGCAGAAAUUUCCAUGGCUGGGGAUACCGGCGAUUCGUUGUUGAAUCGCUGGAGCAUCUCGCACCGGAAAAAGAAAGCAUGGCACCGGCUGAAUUUGAGUACGCGAAGAAAAUGAUCGGAACUAACCUAUCUAAUUUCUCGGCCUGGCAUUAUCGCACGAAGCUUAUUCAACGGCUGAUGGACGAGAAGUUGGCCAGUGAUGAUGAACGGAAACAGAUGCUUGAUGAUGAACUGGACCUUAUCCACCGGGCUCUAAUCGACCCAUAUGACCAGUCAUUGUGGUUCUAUCACCAAAACCUGAUGUGUACCUUUGAUCCCUCAAUCGCUCAGCAUACCAUGGCCCCGAAUCUGAGUGAUGCCGAGCGGGUGGAAUACCUUCGCAGGGAGAUUGACGAGAUCCAGGAGAUGCUGGAUGGAGCGGAAGACUGCAAAUAUAUCUACCAGGCCCUCAUUGACUACACCUUGUUGGCUACCAAGGUUGAGGGGACGAUGCACAGCGAGGACCAGCAACAGAUCAUGGGCUGGCUGUCGGAGUUGAAGAAGUUGGACCCGCUAAGGCGCGGACGGUGGCUUGACUUUGAACAGCAACUGUGCAGAUGAUAUUGGACCUUGCCUCCCAGCUGUAGAUUCCCGCAUGGCGCAUUUUG
Messenger RNA from Aspergillus candidus, 1190 nucleotides. Its product is annotated as Rab geranylgeranyltransferase BET4. Lineage: Eukaryota; Fungi; Ascomycota; Eurotiomycetes; Eurotiales; Aspergillaceae. Gene Ontology annotation, molecular function: Rab geranylgeranyltransferase activity. The transcript has 4 exons. The record is from RefSeq and is a predicted model, not a curated record. The coding region runs from base 73 to 1143 and encodes 356 amino acids. Gene Ontology annotation, biological process: protein geranylgeranylation. Gene Ontology annotation, cellular component: Rab-protein geranylgeranyltransferase complex; cytoplasm.